AUGAAGGGCGGUUACACCAGACUCUUCGACGACCAAGCGUCGGGCGACAAGGUCAGCGAAUAUGCCGACGCCCAUUCGACCCCGUUGCCGGCACACAUCACGGCCUACCAUGCGCACGCCUCUGCGAGCAGGCAGGACUCGGAAAUGCUGAGCUCGAAUUUCCAGAGCAAGCUGCACUUAUUCCUGGCCAGGUCCAUCGGCGCCAAGAGGGAUGUUGCCGUUUCGGAGCCAGCUAAUGCGGAUGGGUUGUUGAAAAUAGUUCUCGAAGUCGGCGUCUACGUCGGCUACUCGGCCAUGCUCUGGGCCCACGCCACGGGGCCAGACGGCCUCGUCACCGGCCUCGAGUACAGUCCCGAGUUGGCAGAAAUCGCCCAAGACGCCUUGGCAAAGGAAGGCAUCAAUAAUGUUGAAAUCAUUGUGGGCGAUGCCGCUGAGACUCUGCCCAAGGUGAGCCCUUCUACUCCCUACGACAUCAUCUUUCUCGACGCCGAUAAGCCCGGCUACUCGAAGUACUUGUCGAUUAUUCUGGCCAGUUCCCAGCCCGGAAGCAAGAACCGCCUCCUCCGACCGGGAGGCUUGAUCAUUGCGGACAAUGUUCUGCGCAGGGGCCACGUCGCGGACCCGUCUAGGACGGAUCGUGAAAUGGAGGACGCGGGGAAGUGGAAUUUGCACAUUGAGGCUGUGAGGAAGUUUAACGAUCAGGUUGUCGGUGAGAAGAGACUAGAGUCAUUCUUGACACCGUUGUGGGAUGGCUUGAGCUUGAUUAGACUCGUUGACUAG
Messenger RNA from Metarhizium acridum CQMa 102, 780 nucleotides. Lineage: Eukaryota; Fungi; Ascomycota; Sordariomycetes; Hypocreales; Clavicipitaceae. The record is from RefSeq and is a predicted model, not a curated record.